UAAUGACACUUUGAUUUCUAACGAUACAACCACAUGUUGCAUUGAGGGGACAAGAUCUGCAAUGAUGAUCCGAAUCUUUGUGGCUCUUAUUCUGAUCUCUGAAACGGGUUUGACGAUGACAAAUGACAUUAUUCAGCCAAAGGCAACAGUGAGAGUACAGCCUGGGGAAAAUGUGGUACUCAACUGCAACACUACAUCUGAUAUUAGUUUUACAAGCAUGAUUUGGUUCAGGCACAUUGUUGGAACGAUGCCACAGGUAAUAUUAGCUUCAUACACAGGAUCAGGAUACACAUCUUACGAAGAGAUUAAUGACAAGCAGAGAUUUACUCUGCAGAUAGAGCAAAACAUGUUUAAUCUGAGAAUUUCCGAAGCAAAGACCUCUGACUCUGGUAUAUAUUACUGUGCACUCUUUGGCUACAUGCUUAAAUUGCACAUUCCUACUGCAACCUUUUUACUAAUAUCAGGAUCCAACCCAAAGACUCACACAGUAGUACAGCAGCCUGUGUCUGACACAGUGCAGCCUGGAGACUCUGUGAGCCUGCGGUGUACAAUAGAGACUGGGAGCUGUGCAGGAGAACACAGUGUUUACUGGUUCAGACAUGGAUCAGGAGAAUCCCUUCCAGGAGUCAUUUACAGCCAUAGGAACAGGAGUGAUGAGUGUGAGAAGAGCCCUGAGGCUGGAUCUCCUACACGGAGCUGCGUCUACAGCCUCCCCAAGGGGAACCUCAGCCUCUCUGAUGCUGGGACUUACUACUGCGCUGUGGCCAUGUGUGGGGAGAUGCUGUUUGGCAAUGGGACAAAGAUUAACAUAGAAGGAUCUUGCAUUAAGGAUUCGAUAACCAUCGGCUUGGGAGCUGCUCUGUUUUUCUGUGUGACUGUCAUUUUUAUACUGGCCUGCCUCAGAAAUAGGAGGACAUGCUGUAAACAUUGUGCAGCAUGUGACUCAGAGGCAAACCACCGGAACGACCUAAAUACAAGAGAUAAGAGCGAACAGAAUCACAAUCCUGAGAUGCUGAAUUACGCUGCCCUGCACUUCACUCAGAAGAAGCCUGACGGUAGAAGAAAGAAGAGAGAGACGAAACAGGACAGUGUGUACGCAGAUGUCAGGUUACCAGGCUGAAACAUCCGCUUGAUAUGCAAGUUUGAUGCUUGUUUUAUUUUAAAAGUACAUAAUGCUGUUUCACUUUUACAGAAAGACCUAUACAGUCUUAAAUUUAUGUACUAAUUAUGCUCAUUGGACAUAUUGUAAGUUGCCAAAUUUAAACUGUCCUACAACAAACAUAAACUGGAUAUAGUUUUAUGUUUGCCUAAUGGUAAAUAAUCUUCAUGUAUAAUCCUAUAUAAGCUGGUAUUCUUGUAAAGACCAUGGUGGAAGGAUGUAAAUUGUAUAAUUGUCUAAAUAAUGUUGGGGUUUCAAAAAUAUGUAACUACAAGAGACAUUAUGGAAGCCUUGAAGUUCAAAACAAAUUAAUAAAUUAUAAAACGUAACGGCAGUUCUGAAAAUGAAUUGUUCUUCACAUCAGGGCUUCAGUACUGCACGAAUCUUAAUUGCUAGACAGGGGGGCUGUUGGCCUGAUAGCACUGCAUUUCCCAGAGUGCCCCAGCACCUGCUCCAGCCACUCACUCACCAACCUAAAAUAUCUCCAUGUGCUGAAUUGAUCGGCUGGAAAUGUGAAGAAAAAAAAAUUAUAUACAUGUUAACAAAAUCUUUCCCCACCAAUUAUGUAGGUACCUGUAUGUACGUCUUAAUGUGCGUCUUAAUGCGUCUUAAUCUCUAUGUCUUAGAGUCGUUUAUAUAAUUCACAUUUAAUAUUACUAAAUAUUUAUAUUCUAUUUUUUUCUCAUUUUCGCUAUGACCAACAUUUUCUGUUACAUAACUGUAGAAGAUACACUAAUGGUACAUGCAGAGAGGCCACGGAUAAUUUGCAUGUGUAUGCAUGUGUACAGGUUAUGUAUAUGUUACAUUGUAGGAAUGUGAUGAAAAAAAACUGUUACUUUGAUGCUAUGGCGACCAUAAAUUUCAC
Molecule: messenger RNA, 2024 nt
Organism: Brienomyrus brachyistius
Lineage: Eukaryota; Metazoa; Chordata; Actinopteri; Osteoglossiformes; Mormyridae
Exons: 6
Coding region: 62-1120 (352 amino acids)
Biological process (GO): response to bacterium
Source: RefSeq, a predicted model, not a curated record